Messenger RNA from Tyto alba (common barn owl), 3498 nucleotides. RefSeq names its product transmembrane protein 175 (gene TMEM175). Bases 100 to 1797 code for a protein of 565 amino acids. NCBI's taxonomy places the organism in Eukaryota, Metazoa, Chordata, Aves, Strigiformes, Tytonidae. Gene Ontology annotation, molecular function: proton channel activity; potassium ion leak channel activity. The transcript is spliced from 12 exons. Gene Ontology annotation, cellular component: lysosome; endosome. The record is from RefSeq and is a predicted model, not a curated record.
UCCACCGCCCCGCAGCAGGGCCCUGCUCCGGCGGAGGCCGGCGGCUCCCGCCCCGCCCACCGGCCGCCCCCGCUGCCGCCGGCGGAGCGCAGCGGGGCCAUGUUGGCUCCGCGGGGCGCAGCGCCGGGGACCGGCGGCGGGCCGGCGGGCCCCGAGUCGGCCUCGGCCUCGGCGCGCGGCCGGGGUCUGGAGCUGGAGAGCAGCACGCAGGCGUCGCACCGGCUGCUGGCCUACAGCGAUGCGCUGCUCUCCAUCAUCGCCACGGUGAUGAUUUUGCCUGUGGCUCACACAAAAAUACAUCCUGAUCAGAAACUAGGUGAAAGUGUUCAGCAACUACUUCUAGCAAAAAUUGCAGUCUACUUGAUGACCUUCUUAAUAGUCACAGUGGCAUGGGCAGCUCAUGUAAGGACUUUGCUGGCUGUCCUGUUCUGGGUGUGUCAAGUGUCAAGAGACAGAGCUAUUCUGGAACAAAACAGCUGUGGGAGAAAGCAAACCAGCAGCCUGCCCUGUGACUUCGCUGCAUUUCAUCCUAUAAUGAAAGGGUUGUUUCAGGUUAUAGAGCUUAUAGAUGAUGUCCUUGCUCUUCUAAAUUUGGCUUGUAUGAUGAUCAUAACUUUCUUACCAUACACACUGCAGAAAUUAAUACAGCAGGGAGCCAUGGAGUUUUCCUUAAUGGCCUCCUUUCCAGAGGUACCUUUUGGCAUUUUCCUGUUCAGUGUCUGUGCUGUUGUCAUUGGCCUUAUACAGGCUGUGAUAGUAGUUUAUGGAUUCUAUCACCCACACUUACUGAAUCAACACAUACAGCUGUCUGAGAACCAGAAUUUCUAUAAACGUCAUAUUUUAAAGAUUAUCCUAAGAGGACCAGUUUUAUGCUUUUUAGCAGCCAUCUUUUCUUUUUCCUUUAUUCCUUUGUCUUAUGUACUUCUUGGGCUCGUAAUCAUUUUUCCUCAUCUCACUCGAUUUGUUACCUGGUGCAAAAUCAAGAUUGUUGGUCAGAGAGAUGAAGAGGAGGAACACCAUAGCUUAGAAACCUUCACUUUUUACCUUAGUGAGCCUCUGAGUAAGGAACGGGUAGAAGCAUUCAGUGAUGGAGUCUAUGCUAUUGUAGCAACCCUGCUCAUUUUGGAUAUAUGUGAAGACAAUGUCCCUGAUCCCAGAGAAGUUGAGGAGAAGUUUCAUGGCAGCCUUCUUGAAGCUUUAAGUGAAUAUGGGCCAAACUAUCUUGCCUACUUUGGCUCAUUUGUAACAAUUGGUCUCCUGUGGUUUGUCCAUCACUCACUUUUCCUUUAUGUAACAAAAGCUACACGAUUAAUGGGACUGCUUAACAUACUGUCAUUGGCUUUCAUUGGUGGGCUUCCGCUAGCUUACCAGCUGACCAGUGAAUUUGCAGAGAAGUCUCACAAUGAAAUAGAAGCCAUUCAGGUCAGCUGUGUUAUCACUUUCUUUGCCAGCAUAUUUCAGUUUGCAAUAUGGACUACAGCCCUCCUCCAUGAAAGGGAAACUUUGCAUCCUUUUGCUAGAUAUGGUGGCAAGGAGCAUGCCUUCAUGUUUGCCAAGCUGGCUCUCUACCCAUGUGUAAGCCUUGGAGCCUUCUUUCUAACAUGCUUGUUAAGUGAAUUUAGCACAGCAAUUUUCCAUGUUAUGCAGAUUGUAAUUCCAUUUGCUUUUCUUGCCUUGCGCAUUUUUGUUAGAAUUUCUUUAACUGUCAUAAAAUCUGUGAUGUCUCUCUCCAGACGGAAGGUUGUAUUGUUAGAAGAAGAGGAGGCAUGUUUGUCUCCUACUGAAACACUGUCCUAAAUUUCUGCACAGUGCAUGUGAAGUUAUAACUUUAACUUCAGUUCUUCUAACUCAUAUUAUCUUCAUGUGUGGAUUAUAUUGAUCUAAACCAAGGCCUGCGUUGGCUGUAACUGGGGCAUAUUUAUAUUUUAGCUGGUCGUGCUUGAGACCCUUUCUCUAAAACCUGUAAACGAGAAAAAAAUGGGUAAAUAGGGGAUACAAAGAAAAGCAUGUUCCCCUUCCUUUAGAGUUACCCUUUUGAAAAAGUGCUGCUUGACAUGUAACUAUAGCGGUGAUCAAUUAAGAAAUGCACAAACAGAUGCCCAGGAAAGUGCCCUUUUUUCUGACAAAUGGCAGUCAUUAUUGCAGCCAAACACGGGUAUAGAAGCUGGUUGUGCUACUGUAAGAUAGGGAACAAGGCUCGGAAGAUACGGAGACCUCUGGAUUUCUGGAUGGUACAUCAUGGUAGAACAUUUGUGCAUACGGGAUGCUGGUGUUGUCGUCCGUCGUCAUUGUCGGUCCCCCUUCUCCCCCCUCCCCCCCCCCCCCAAUUUUUUUAAAAUGGUUAUGACAUCUCUUCUGCACAGUUGCAAACUUGUGAUAAUGUUUUGAAAACUACUUGUGCUUGAAUGGCUCUGAGCAUGAGUUUAGAUGGGAGUUGCAGUUGUGACCCGUAUGCAAUCUUCCAGGCUACUCAUACUCCAGUUCUUCGGGAGCAUCUGCUCUUUUAAAAAAGGAUGUAUUUAACAAAUGACUAUUCAUGUGGCUGUGUACUCAAGGUUUGAAUUAGCUUUGAUAUCUCCCGUGGAAGAGAUUCAAAGACCUGUAGGACCAGAGGUAAAUUUGUUUUCAGUUCUGAAGCAGCUGCUCAUCUGAAAAAGGUUUGGAUUUCUCAGGGCUUCUGUGUCUUUUCCAUGCCUAUUGAAAAGAACAUCCUUCUGUUAUUCUGAAGGCAUGAUGUCAUAUUCAGAGAGAGUUUGAGACUUUCCUGCCACAUAUAAGAGUUCCCCAUCAGGAAAGGGAGUUGAGUAUUUCCUUAAGUAGAGGCUAAUUAAGGGAUCCCACAGAUUUCUGAGUCUCAGCAAGACAGCAAAAGAAACUAACCCUGUAGAAGUUCCAGUCCAUGGCAUGUUGAAUUUUUUUACACUUAUAUGCAUUUCGAUAAGCUUAAGCUUUACUCUGCCAAUUGCUGCACAGAAAGAGUGGGCAAAGUCAUCUAGCCUCUGGCUGCCCAGGAAGCCUUUACGUCCUUUUUCGCAUAGCCAUUAGUUUGAACUGUCUCAGUGCCUGGUAACUUUAAUGCCAUAUUGAGGCAUUUGAGGGAUUUUGUGGUUCCUCUUUAAAAAAAUUUAAAAAUACUGUGGCAAAGUAUGCCUGGAGUAAUUGUUAGUGAAAACAAAUUCAAAUAUCUCAUUUCAAUUGAAAUCAGUCUUGGAAGCACUUGUGCUUUUGGUUUGAAGCACCAUGGUACCAGUAUGUAAUUGUUAGGAUUACAUACUUCUUCUAAGAGAGUAUGUUCAGGUACUCAAAGGGUUUUAUACCUGGUUGAGGUUAAAUGACUUGCAGUAGGAUUCUACACUGUGUUUGUGUAUCACAGGGUUUUUCUGAUACUCAGUAAAAGCACUUUUGAUUCUACAUGGUUUUGCUUCUAAUGUGCACCAGGCACAUAAUAAACAGUGAAUAUGUGUAUUUGUAAUAAAUUUCAGUCAGUGAAAAAAAAAA